Molecule: messenger RNA, 605 nt
Organism: Pungitius pungitius (ninespine stickleback)
Lineage: Eukaryota; Metazoa; Chordata; Actinopteri; Perciformes; Gasterosteidae
Gene: ins
Product: preproinsulin
Exons: 3
Coding region: 106-459 (117 amino acids)
Cellular component (GO): extracellular region
Molecular function (GO): hormone activity
Source: RefSeq, a predicted model, not a curated record
GACGCCUCCAGUUCAUCCUCACACCAACCAGCUCCCAGCUGACCUUCUUCUGCUGCUCCUUUUCCACCGUGUCCUCCUCCUCCUCCUCUACAGUUCUCCUCCACCAUGGCGUCUCUGUGGCUCCAGUCCGUGUCUCUACUGGUCUUACUGGUCUGGUCGUGUCCUGGCUCUCACGCGGCCGCCGGCCCUCAACACCUGUGUGGGUCUCACCUGGUGGACGCCCUGUACCUGGUCUGUGGGGAGAGGGGCUUCUUCUACAACCCCAAGAGAGACGUGGACCCCCUGAUGGGUUUCCUGCCUUCGAAAGUGGGCGGAGCCUCUGCAGCGGCUGGCGGAGAGAACGAGGUUGCUGAGUUUGCCUUCAAGGACCAGAUGGAGAUGAUGGUGAAGCGAGGCAUCGUGGAGCAGUGCUGCCACCGGCCCUGCAACAUCUUCGACCUGCAAAACUACUGCAACUGAGUAGCUUAGCUUAAUCUAGCUUAGCUUCCUGGCUAACUUAGCCCCGCCUCCAGCUUCACUUCGGUGGAACGUUUUCUCUGAAAAAAAAAACAAGAAGUGGAUGAAAUUAUUUUUCCUACAAAAUAAAGUUUUGUGAAUUAAGAUAA